AUGGUCAUAUCACCACUUAGAAUAUUAUUCCCCUCAUAUUUAAAGCGAUUUAGAAAAGUUAGAAUAAAAUCUACCAGAGUAAUAAUAUUAAUUAUUAUUUUACUACAGAUUGCUGUUUCAAUAUGGAUAUAUAACUGCUAUUUUGAAGAUAGUUUAAACAACUUUUAUUCUUCCAACCAUGAUACCAGCACUACUAGCACUACUACCACCACCACUACUAAUAAUAAUAAAAAUAAUAAUGGUAACACUGGGACAAGUCCAGAUUCUACAAUAUAUUCUUUUACUAAACCUAUUUUCGAUUUACUAUCUUUACUCAAAUCAACUCCGGCUGAAACAAUCGAACAUGCCUCCGCACUUUAUAGGAAAAUGUUUUUUGACACAAGUCCAAGUUGGAUUGAUGAUUAUUAUUUUAAAUCCAAUCUUUUGACCGUAUCUAUGGGUUCAAAUAAGACCAAGCAAUUAAACUCAAUCGAAGAAUUAAGUUUCUACGAUAGUGAUCCAAGAUUGAUAUGGUCUGUAUACCUGUAUCAUAUUUUAAAGAACGCAAUAGACAGUAGACAUCUCAAAUCAUCUGAUGACUUUAAAUUACCAUUCUCAUGGUAUGACUGGUCUGAUUACCAUGAUUAUAACAAAUUAUUGUCAGUUAAGAAUAAAUUUCAAGGCAAGUUAAAUUGUCAAUUGGCAACAAAGACAUAUAUAGAUCAUGAUCUUUUAGUCGAGAUAGAAGAAGAAUUGAGUGAUUUUUUAUUUCUGAUAGAUAGAUCAAAAUAUGAGGAUAACUUUUGGUAUCGAGGCAUAACGUCGUUUCAAUCAGGUAUACAAAAUUAUAAUAUAUCUGAAUUCUGUAUAGAUUAUGAAGAAAAUGAUCCAUUAUAUAAGAGCCCUUUUAAUUUGCCAUUUAAAGUCAAUAAUAUUUGGACAAAAAUCAGGCCUGAAGUUUAUCAAAUUAGUGCGAGAAACUAUCUACUGAGCACCUUCCGUAAUCCCCUGUCAAUGACUAUCCUUAACUCCAAUACAUCUGCCUUCCAAGUAUAUAUAGAGCAAGAACAACGUAACAAUAUGAUUCAAUCAGACCUUUUAUCAAAUUUUGUUGAAGACAAUAUAAAGAAGAAAGAUGAUUAUAAAUUUGACCAUAUUAAAAUCUUUGAAGAUUUUAUUAAUGAUACUUCAAUAAAUAAACUUUUUGAACUCGAAAUCCCUAAUAAAAAUAGUAGUCUAUAUCAAAUCGAUAGAUUUGAAUUGACUUUGGAUGAUUUUAAAUUUGAUGUCAAAUCCAAAAUUGAAGAAUUAGAAUCUAUAAAUAAGAAAGAUGAUAAAAAGUUGUCAUUACAUGAAAAAGAUUACUUAAGUAAUCUUAAAACUUCAUACAGGACACAUCCAGCUUUUGCUUCGAAAUAUUUACAAGAAGCAGAUAAUUUAAUAGGCAGUAAAUUGGGUGGGGGUGGCCAUAGAGAUAAAAGAUUCUAUAAUGGUGCUGCAACUGACACUGGCAUAAAUAAGAAGGCACGAAUGAAUUCACUUAUAAGAGUUUUCCAACGGUUUGUCCAAAGCAAUGGGCUUGUCUCUUGGAUAUCACAUGGCACUCUAUAUGCACAUUUAUACAACGGAUUAGCAUUUCCAUGGGAUAAUGAUUUUGAUGUACAGAUGCCAAUCAAACAUUUACAUUUAUUAGCACAGUAUUUUAACCAAAGUUUGAUCCUUGAAGACCCAAGAGAGGGUAAUGGAAGAUACUUUUUAGAUGUCACACCUUCUAUCUCUGUUCGAACUAAUACUAAUGGUAAGAAUAAUAUUGACGCAAGAUUUAUUGAUGUUGAUUCUGGUGUUUAUGUUGAUAUUACUGGAUUAAGUGUCUCUUCUGCUUCAUAUGAGAAAGAAAAAAUAGAUAUAAUACCACCAAAUAAAUAUAAUGAAAUUAAGGAACAAAUCAUGGGAAUAAAUAAAACCAAGUUAACUAAUCCUGAAUUAGGUGAAGAAUUAGCUUCUAAAAAUUUAUUAGAUCUUGAAAAAUACAUGUUUGAUCAUAAAGAUGACUUUACUUACGAACAAUUUGCAGAUGUUCAAAAGAUGAUAAGAAAGGAGAGACAACAACAAAUUAAACACACAAAUUAUGAUAGGGGCCUUAAUGAUGCUCAAAAAUACCAUCUUCAUGAAAAAUUGAAUAUCGUUAAUUGUAGAAAUCAUCAUUUCAGUAGAUUAGAUAUGAUUUCUCCAUUAAGAUUGACAUAUUUCCAUGGGGUGAGGGUGUAUAUUCCUAAUAAAGCUAUUGAAUCAUUACAAACUGAAUACACUGUUCCCAAAAGAUAUGGAUUUCAGAGUUUUGAAGGUAAAACUUAUAUUCCGAAGUUGAAACAAUGGAUCUUAUUUCCAAUAUUAAGGAGAAUAGCCAAUAUUAACGGUAUAUUCAAAAAUAUGCUACCUCUCAGAUCAGAAGUCAGUGCACUAUCCUUUUCUGAUCUCAAAUUUAUUUUACUUAAUAUGGUUAUUGGUGAAUAUUAUGAUUUAUUGUCAUAUACUGUGACCACAUUUGAUGUUACUAAUUAUCGUGUUAAAGAAUUAGAGAUAAUCUUUGAUACGUGGAUGUCUGUAAAGGAUAAAUCCAAGUUAUUGUCAAUUAUGAGAGACAGAAUUGGUGAUAAAAUGAGCUCUCCUAUGAAGGAUGCGUUGUUAUUAGAUUAUGAGAGUAGGAUAUGGAGACAAUUUGAGAAAAGAUUGAGCCAUAUUGAAUUACAAGACAUUAAAAAAUCUGUACUGUCUUCAAUAGUUGACGAAAUUUCUCAGAAAUUUACUAUUUUCAACUCAAACAAAUGGUUUGGCAACAAACUAUUGGAAAAUGAAGACUCUACAAAUAAUGCAUAUAAUAUUGAUAAGGCUGGACUUAACAUAUAUAAUGGCAUUGAAAAUCAAAUCAACACGAUAUUUGAAAGCGAUCCAAAUUUUUAA
Messenger RNA from Arxiozyma heterogenica, 2940 nucleotides. RefSeq names its product Mnn14p (gene MNN14). NCBI's taxonomy places the organism in Eukaryota, Fungi, Ascomycota, Saccharomycetes, Saccharomycetales, Saccharomycetaceae. The transcript has a single exon. Bases 1 to 2940 code for a protein of 979 amino acids. The record is from RefSeq and is a predicted model, not a curated record.